This is a messenger RNA of Ruditapes philippinarum (Manila clam), 2087 nucleotides long. RefSeq names its product monocarboxylate transporter 6-like. Lineage: Eukaryota; Metazoa; Mollusca; Bivalvia; Venerida; Veneridae. Gene Ontology annotation, biological process: transmembrane transport. The record is from RefSeq and is a predicted model, not a curated record. The coding region runs from base 100 to 1356 and encodes 418 amino acids. Gene Ontology annotation, molecular function: monocarboxylic acid transmembrane transporter activity. The transcript is spliced from 5 exons.
AUUGCAAAUGAUACUUAAUUUAUGAAAAUGAAAAUAUCAAAACUGCAACGAUAGUUUUAAAACAUACCUUUAUGUUAGAUACAGUUUGGAGAUAAGGCGAUGGACCUCCACAUUGGAAAACCGUUUUUCAUUACAUUGGCAUGUUUAUUUCAGUCACUUCUCAGUCUUGGAUUAAUUAAUGGAUUCAGUGUAAUGUAUGCUGAACUUAUAAGCGUUUUCAGUACCUCAAGACUUAUCAGCGCUUUCAUUCAAGGCAUUUUCAAUUUCGUUGCUUUAGGAGCAGGUUUAUUGUGGACAUGGCCUAUCCGACAUCUAGGACUUGGUUUGUCAAUGUCUUGUGGCGCGGUACUCUCAUGUGUUGGAUUUGCCGCAAGUUCAUUAGCUCGUAAUUCUGAAACAAUCAUAUUUUCAACGGGACUAGUUUCUGGUAUUGGUCUUUCCAUUGGCUAUAUGGCACCGUUUGCAGUGGUAGGUUCGUUAUACAAAAUAGAUGCAGGGUUACCGAUAGCCUUGCUGACAGUUGCAGGGAGUUUAGGACAUAUGGUAUUAUCACAGGUCUAUGGAGGUCUUCUUAACUACUAUCACUGGUCUGGGACUUUCAUUAUUCUAGCUGGUAUUGCUCUCCAAGGGCUGCCUUGUGGACUUUUUAUUCAUUACUCAAAGGAACUUCUGAUGAAUGGAGAGGAGUCAGAAGUAAAAGUAAAAGUUCACAAAAGGCUGAACAAGGAUCCAGUGAUUUGGCUGUACCUAACUAUUAUCGUUCUUAUUGAAACCACAGCGACCUUUGAGAUAUGGUUCCUUGUAGAUCAGAUGACGUCUAGAGGUUAUACUAAAAACUUUGCAACAUCAUUACUGUCUGUGUUAGGAUUUGCAAAUCUUGUAGGGCGUAUAAUAGGUAUAAUGGUGAAAAUGAGAAAACAUUCAUUUCCAGCCGUAUAUUACAUGUUUUACGUCUGUCCUAUUCUGGCAGUAGGGCAUGCUUUGUUCAUAUUACUACAGACACUUCACAAUUGGAUGUAUGCUGCUUGUACAGUGUAUGGUGUCGCAUUUGGCCUUAUUAAUGUCUUUUUACCGGUCAUUAUGUACGAUUUAGUAGACAAUGAUAUGUUUCAACAAGCAGUUUUACAACAAAACUUGGCUCUAGGGACAGGAACUCUGAUAAGCAAUUUUGUAGGAGGUAGUUUAAGAGAUUCCUACGGAGAAUAUGACAUUGCAUAUGAGCUUGGAAUUGUUGUAUCUGUUCUAGUAACAUUUGGUUUUAUAAUUAUUGUCUAUGUGUUGAGAAAACGAGACAAGGAGAGAAGGUGUUUUAUUACAUAUGAUUCACAAUGUGCACAGUAUAAAUCAUUUGAUUAAAGUAUUUAAAACAUAAAUUUUUCAUGAAAUCACUUUUCAUAUUCAUUUUAUUGCUUUUGUUUAAAAAGAAACACCUUUUACAUUCUUGUAUGGUAUGAUUGCGUUAUAUAGCAUUUUAAAAUCACGUUUUGUAUUGAUACUGUUGAAAAGGCUUUGCCGCUUAUCUAAGGAAACUAAUAAAUGAAAUAUAUUUGUACAAUGAAUAUAAGGUUUUAUAGAUUACAUUUACAGGUAAAAUAUGUUGAUAUGUUGGUAAUAUAAAUAUAUAUAAAUUUUAAAAAAUGCAAAGAUAACUACUUUCUUUUCUUUUGAAUAUAUGUAAUUUAUAAAUAUAUCUAUGAAAAUAAGAUAUAAUAUUAUUUUUUCUAUUUUAAAUGUAACGAAUAAACUAAUGUGUUCGUUUUUCAAGUUAUUCAUUCCGUGAUGUAUUAUAUUAGCCCUACCUAUAUCUAUUCCGAUACAAAUUAUAUCUUACAUAGAUUCAGUUUUAAAACAAUGCGAUGUUUACUGCCAUGUUUAUAUAGUUUUUUAAAUAACGUUUAUUCAUGUAGUUAUGUAGUCAAUUUAAGCUUUUCAUUAAGAUUAAGUUCACAAAAGAACAAAUAUAAGAAAGAAAAAAUAUUCAAAUAAUAUUUUUUUACCGUAUUUUAUUAUCAGACACACAUGUUUUCCCACUGAUUUAGAAAUGAUCGAUGUAGUACAUUUGAAUUUUAAUUUAAUAUGGGAGACAA